Chara braunii is the source of this 2648-nucleotide messenger RNA. NCBI's taxonomy places the organism in Eukaryota, Viridiplantae, Streptophyta, Charophyceae, Charales, Characeae. The record is from the annotation of a GenBank genome assembly.
GCCAUCGCUUCAACUUCGUUCUGGCUCCACAUGUUCGUCGACAUCACUUCUUGACCUUGGCUGAGCCCAGGUACAUGUUUUAAUCGCCUUGUCAUCGGUUCCUUGGCGAGCUCCGCUUUUCCUCUCGCGAGUUCUCCAUUGACUGGCAAGCGGCUCAGAGGAGGAUAGAGAGUUCGCAGGUGGUGUGCCCGGAGAGUUCGGGAGCGAUUCGGUUUCAACGCUUCUGGUAAUCUUUGGACCGUUCGAAGUGACAAUAGAGAGGCGUUCUCGCUCUCAAGCAUGGGGGAAGCUCCUACCCCAACGCAUGAGGGAAUCAGAAGAGUGUGGCGGUUUUYGUGGUGGUUCAUCUUCUCCAUCAGUCUGUUGUUAUUUAUCAUCAGCGUGGGUAUCAACAACUGUCCGAAGCAUCACCCAACGAGGCCGUGUGCGAUGCGAUGGCUGGGGACGUUUUCGUUCCAGAAUUUGAAGGAAAACCCGCUUCUUGGACCAGGCUCUCGAGCUCUGGUUCGAAUGGGAGCAUUGGACCCUCGCCGUACAUCCAGGAAGCGCCAAGAGUGGAGACUGUUUACGUGCCUCUGGCUGCAUGCCGGACUCUUUCACCUGAUUGUAACUUUAUUAGGCCUCAUCUUCGUCGGAGCCCGGUUGGAAUGGAAUUGCGGCACAUUGACAGUCGCUGGUGUGUACAUCGCCUCUGGUAUUGGAGGCGCUUUAUGGUCGGCCCUGCUGCUCGUUCCGGCAAACAUUUCCGUGGGAGGGUCGUUCCCCUUGUUUGGAUUGAUUGGAAUGACUUGUGCAGAUCUUGCUAUCAACGGUUCAGAAUACAUUAACAAGGCCACAGCGGGAGUCACGUUGGGCCUUGUCGCCGCGAUCGAACUCAUUUUCGGCCUUAUGCCUUUUGUCGAUAACUGGGGACAUAUCGGUGCCUUCAUCACCGGUCUUGUUCUUGGUUACUUGAUAUUAAUCAAGCCAUUGCCAUCCUACAGCGAAGSGUGCCAACAAGCUGAUGAAGAUCCUCUCGUUAAGGGUGGAAUCGAUCUGAGACCAAAGCAUCGUCUCACGCCUGUUGCGGAGGUUCUUCGUGUGCUGUGCUACGUCAUCCUCAUUCUUGGGUUCACUAUCGCCAUCGUCGCCCUCUUCUCUGGCGCCGAUCACAAGAAACAUUGCAAAUGGUGUCGGUAUCUGAACUGCGUUAACACGAGGGCCUGGAAGUGCCCUGCAGUGGGAGGCUAUUCGAUUCCUCCCGAGUCCAAGCCCUUGCCCACGAAACUUGUAUGUCUGGUGAGGAAGCGCAACGACAACAUAGGAUGGAUGAUCUGCAAGAACGGGUCGAUGCAGGAACUUGGUGACCUGUCGACGAGAUCGCAGGAGUGGUUGCGCCAGCAGUGUUCUCGCAUCUGUGGAUAAGUCCGCGGAGGUCGUACAAGUGCGUUAUUAUUAUUUGUGUCUGAAGAUUGUGGUAGCUCAUAAAAGCUGCAGCGGCGUUUCCUUCGCGUCUGUAACGAGAGCAGUUGUUUUCGCGUGUACAAUGAACGAAAUUCGACCAUUUGGUGGGGGAGACUCGGGAGAGUUUGCCAGGAAGGCAAGCAUGUACAGGGUUUUGCGCUUGAUGCGGGUGUGCGGGAGCGGUUAGGUGCCAUAGUUUUCGACGAGGAGAUGACGGCAAGAGGAGAAUCUGCAGAGUGGAAAUGCAAUCUUGUCGGACGCGGUUCGACGGAUCAGGAUCCCGGCAAAUAGGUCGUGAGGAGGUUGUGAAAUGGCGGGGUCGAUGUGAUGAAUCGUGUGAGUUGACGUUUUUCAUAAGUUGGCCGUUUACGAUUUCUUCUUUAGGCGUUCUUUUCGUGAAUGUGGGGGCUCUGCAGGUUCCAUAUGAGUGUAGGUCGGUGCUUGAGGCGGUGGCUUCUGAAAAAGGCGAUCCAGGCUUUUUAAAGAAGGGAUCUCGGCUUUCCAAACAGGGGAUCCCGGCUUCCUAAAGAGGGGAUCCCGGCUUCGAGAGGUGAAUGUGAAAGAGUAGAAGGCUUUCUAAAGAGGGGAUCCCGUCUUCCUAAAGAGGGGAUCCCGGCUUCGAGAGGUGAGUGUUUGAAAGAGUAGAAGUGUAACGGUGUCGAAGGCGGGUCCGUGGGAAUCGUUGCCCGGCAAGUAUGUUGUGAUAAGGAUGGUGUGAAAUGGCGGGGUUGAGGAGAAGAAUGGUUAGUUGAUUUUUUUUUUUUAUUAUUAUUUUUUUUUACGUUGGCUGGUAAUGAUGAUUUAUCCUUCAGAAGUUCUAUUCGUGAAUGCGGGGAUGCUUCAGGCUAUAUGUGACUGUAGAUCGUUCACUCUCUUGAUGUAUUUAGUCGGACUUUUUCGCCGAGAUUCGCAGGGGAGUAACUCAGGUUAUAGAUGCAUUUCUUUCUUUAGACGAGGACUUCUUUGCUCGAGUUCUGAAUGCUCGUCCUGUGCGGAAAUGAUCUCAGAUUCGACCAUCGAAUAGAUCUUUUCCGGCAUCCAGAGUUUGCUGCCAGAGGAUGCGAUUAUAGCGUUAUGUUAUUUUUUUCUGCUUACUUGAUUCUUUGUUUCUUCUGGGGCAUCUUUUCGAGUGUAGUAUUUGUUUUUUCGAAGCAAUGACGUUGAUUAGUGCUCUCCAAGCUCUGAAGUAAAUUGUGUAUUCUUGC